This is a messenger RNA of Phyllostomus hastatus (greater spear-nosed bat), 633 nucleotides long. RefSeq names its product calponin-2-like. The coding region runs from base 1 to 633 and encodes 210 amino acids. The record is from RefSeq and is a predicted model, not a curated record. Lineage: Eukaryota; Metazoa; Chordata; Mammalia; Chiroptera; Phyllostomidae. Gene Ontology annotation, molecular function: actin binding. The transcript has 3 exons. Gene Ontology annotation, biological process: actomyosin structure organization.
AUGGUUGUGUUCGAGUGUUGCAACGUAGACGGAAACAUCGAGCUCCGUGUCCAGCCCUGGCCGACAGCGAGCCAUCUGCGCGUGGCCAGGGGCUGCUGGUGGAGGUGGUCGCGGAGCCUGCGGGAACAGGAGCUAAACAGCAAGGCCAUUGGCACUGAGCACGCAGAGAAGCAGCAGCAGGGCCCUGACGGCUCCACCGUGAGGGUGGGCCAGUGCGUCACUGGGCUCCAGAUGGGCACCAGCACGAGUGCCAGCCAGGCGGGCAUGAUGGCAGAUGGCACGAGAAGGCACCUGUACAACCCCAGGAGCCAUAUCCUGCCACUCAUGGGCCACUCAACCAUCAGCCUGCAAAUGGGCAUUAACAGGUGUGCCAGCCAGGUGGGCAUGAUGGCUCCUGGGACCCGGUGGCACAUCUAUGACACCAAGCUAGGAACUGACAGGUGCGACAACUCUUCCGUGUCUCUGCGGAUGCGCUGCACACAGGGCGCCAACCAGCGUGGCCUGGUCCGUGGCCUGGGCUGGAAGGUACACGACCCCAAGUACUGCCCACAAGGCCCAGUGGCCGACAGAGUUCCGGGGUCAGCUGGCCACUGCCCAAGCCCUGGGAAGGCCCCCGAGUACCACCCCUACUAA